UCUGCACGGCACCGAGCGCCCCAAACCCGGAGCUCCGCGCUGGGAACGCUCUGGAUCCAGCCCCGGAUCCACCCCCAGCCCCACCUGGAGCUGCAGAACCCCGCAGCAGCUCCUGGAGACCGGAUUCGUCACCGAGGGGUCAAUCCCGGCUCCGAGCCCUCGGCUCCCGGCGCUCCCGCUGCGAAUCCCGGGAUGGAGCUGCUGGCUCCCGCCGCCCUCCUGGCCCUGCUGGCGCUGGCACUGGGACACCCCGACCCCGCGCUCCACCGGCACUGGGAGCUCUGGAAAAAAACCUACGGGAAGGAAUAUCAGCCCCAGGAGGAUUCUGUCCGUCGCCUGACGUGGGAGAAGAACCUGUGGCUGGUGACGCUCCACAACCUUGAGCACUCCCUGGGGCUCCGCUCCUACACGCUGGCAAUGAACCACCUGGGAGACAUGACCAGCGAGGAGGUGGCGGCUUCGCUGACGGGGCUCCAGCUCCGUCCCCGUCCCCGCGGGAAUUCUGCGCUCCAAGCCCGGUUCCGGCCGGCCCGGGACGUCCCGGAGGCGCUGGACUGGCGGGACAAGGGCUGCGUGACCGAGGUGAAGAACCAGGGCGCCUGCGGAUCCUGCUGGGCCUUCAGCGCCGUGGGAGCGCUGGAAGCGCAGGUGAAGCUGAAAACCGGGAAUUUGGUGUCCCUGAGCGCCCAGAACCUGGUGGAUUGCUCCGGGAUGUACGGGAACAAGGGCUGCGCCGGCGGCUUCAUGACAGAGGCGUUCCAGUACAUCAUCGACAACGGCGGCAUCGAGUCCGAGGAGUCCUAUCCCUACACGGCCCAGAACGGGACGUGCCGCUACAACGCCUCGGCCCGCGCCGCCUCCUGCUCCCGCUUCCUGGAGCUGCCCCAGGGCGACGAGGCCGCGCUCAGGGACGCCGUGGCCACCGUGGGCCCCGUGGCCGUGGCCAUCGACGCCACCCGGCCCGGCUUCUUCCUGUACCGCUCCGGGGUGUUUGACGACCCGCAGUGCUCGCAGGAGGUGAACCACGGCGUGCUGGUGGUGGGAUACGGCUCCCUGGAAAACAAGGAAUAUUGGCUGGUGAAGAACAGCUGGGGCGUGCAGUUCGGAGACGCGGGGUACAUCCGGAUGGCCCGGAACGCCUCCAACCUCUGCGGCAUCGCCACCUACGCCUCCUACCCGCUCAUCUAGCCUGCCCCAGGCUCCGGAAUUCCAGGGAUUCCAGCCCAGCAGGGAUCCUUCCGCUCCCAGGGUCCCUUCCCAGCGCCGUGGGCACCGUCCGGCGCUGGAUCCGUGGGCUGGGAGGGGAUGCCGGGAAGCGGGAAUGUCAUUGGGCAUCCAGGGAAUUCUUUUUUGGGGGGGAAAUUGGGGGUUUGGGAGUAAAACUGCGAUUCCUGCAGGGAUUGGCUGCAGGGAUAACAGGGAUUGGGUGCUGGGAUCAUUGGGAUCACAGGGACCAUUUGGCUCUGGUACCAGGAUCACAGGGAUCAGGUACCGGCAUAAUUGGGAACACGGAGAUCAUUUGGAUCAGGUACUGGGGUCACAGGGAUCAUUGGAAUCAUUGGGAUCGGAUACUGGGAUCACAGGGAUCGGGUACUGGGAUCACAGGGAUCGCUGGGAUCAGGUACUGGGAUCCCUCCUCCGGAGCUGCGGCAGUGCCGGACGUGGAUUUCUUCCCGUGUGGCGCUGCUGGAAUUGCAAACAUUCCAUGGGAAAUAAAAGAUUGCGUUUUGCUGCCUCAAAAUUCCGGUGUUUGGAGAUAAUCCCCAAAAAUCCAACAUUUGGUCUCUCCGUGGGGGCUCCGGCCACCCAGCAGCCAAGAAUUCCGUGUUGGUGGAUGGACAUCCCGAGGGAACAGCG
Molecule: messenger RNA, 1857 nt
Organism: Pseudopodoces humilis (Tibetan ground-tit)
Lineage: Eukaryota; Metazoa; Chordata; Aves; Passeriformes; Paridae
Product: cathepsin S
Biological process (GO): proteolysis
Molecular function (GO): cysteine-type peptidase activity
Source: RefSeq, a predicted model, not a curated record